Messenger RNA from Lathyrus sativus (Indian pea), 1125 nucleotides. The record is from the annotation of a GenBank genome assembly. Lineage: Eukaryota; Viridiplantae; Streptophyta; Magnoliopsida; Fabales; Fabaceae.
AUGCCUUUUCCUUGGAAGAAAAAAAACCGAGUCACCCGAAUUUCACAAAUCGUCGCUGAUCUUCAAUCACCAAAACGCGGUCGUUCGCUCUUCGUUGAAACCGGGUUCCCCACUUCCCUCAUCGAUCUCUUCGUUAAAAACCGUAACCGCUUCAAGAAAUCCAGAUUCAAAAAACCGGUUCACUCCGAAAACAUUGAUCCGUCACCUCCACCGCCUCCGCCGUCGUCCCCGGUCUUAUAUCCAUCUCCGUCAUCGGAGUCACCAUUUCAUGGAGUUUCAUCUGAAGAGAUUCCGACACCGGGAGAAAACACCGACGAAGCCGCCGUCGGGGAGGCUCCUCCGGUUGAAAAACUAACUUCCACGUUUCGUUCAAAGGCGAUCAUCGUGAAAACGUUGACGGUUAUUGUUUUAGCCGCGAGUGUGAAGGAGUUAACAGUUGCGAUCACGGUCUCGGCGUUUGCGCUGCUGUUUCUCGAAAACGCAUUAAAACGCGCCGUUUCGUGUUUGAAGCCUUGUUCUAAUUCUAGCUUUGUAGAAAUUGAAUCUCGUUUUCAAAAGAUUCUGUUUCAUGUUAAAGAAAACGAGAUUCAACAACCAGUAACUGUUUUCAAUGAAGUUGAAUUGUUGAAUUUGAAUCGUUGUUGUGUGAACGAUGAAAUCGAAGCUGUGGAGCAAGAAAAGAGUGAGGAGUUAGGGAUUUGUUGCAAAUUGGAAGAUUCGUUGGUUUCUGAAUGCAAAAUUAAAGGGAAAGGUAGUCGUAGCGGUAGGUUUAAGGCAACGAUGGUGAAGAAGCUUCAGAAGUUUCGUUCUAAGAAAGAGAAAAAGGAAGAAGAAAAGGGAAUUAGUAGUAAUAAUAAUAAAUAUAGUUAUGAGGAGAAUGAAGUUGAAGAUAAAGAAGAGAUUAUUAUUAAAAGUGAAGUAAGAGAUGACUGUGCAAUCGCUUAUUCGAGAGAAUCGAUUAUUGCUGGGAAUUCAGGUUAUGCAAUUCUGGUUAUGAUUGUACUCGUUGGGCUUAUUGUGGGACGUUUACAAGCAUUGGUUCUAACAAUUGGAUGGUGUUUCUUGGUUAAGAUAGUUAAAGUUAUUUGGAGAUCAAAGAAUGGGUAUUCUCUUAUGGAAAGAUGA